Puntigrus tetrazona (Sumatra barb) is the source of this 2300-nucleotide messenger RNA. RefSeq names its product calcyphosine 2 (gene caps2). The record is from RefSeq and is a predicted model, not a curated record. Lineage: Eukaryota; Metazoa; Chordata; Actinopteri; Cypriniformes; Cyprinidae. The coding region runs from base 430 to 2013 and encodes 527 amino acids. The transcript is spliced from 16 exons.
UUGUGCAGAAUUUUUACAAUAAUAAUGGUUGUUGUCAAGGAAUAUCGCUUUAAUCACAUAUUUAUUUAAUAAUACUUUAGAUAAAUAAAUAAAUUUAAAUAAAUAAUAUACAUUUUUGAUAUUAUUUAGAUUAUUUUAACCUCUGCAUGAAGGAUAUAGAAACGGGAUAAGACUACUUCAGAGUCAGCUGAGUUCGAAAUGCUCACAUGCUCAUAUUUUCAUAUGCAUUUUGCUCAUUCAAUAUAAAUAUUUCAUAAAUUAAUCUUUGUGCAGGACGUCUCAGACUACAUUACCCACAAUCAUUUCUAGAGCGCAGUCACGUGUGUUUGGUUUAAAAUCACCACAGCAACGGGAGCGCGGAAGCGAAACCUUAAUUUGAUUAACCAUUUGGACGACUAUUUACAUAAAUAUUGGACAGCACCACUAAUAAUGAAAGCAAACGUGAAAUCUUCACCUUUACAAAAAAGUGUGCAGCAGCAAACGCUAAACGGCGCAGACCGCGGGCCGAGGCCAGCAGAAGUCCCAGCGUUAAAGUUAGAGACCCUGCACGACACGGAGGAGGAGCAUUUCCCCAUCCUUCUGAAGAACCCUGCUAUCAAGACUGUCUCAGGAGAUCUGACAGCCAUGAGCUGGGGCUCUCCGGCCUCCACACAAUCAAAGCAGUGUUUCGCGCCUGAGAUGAAGGACUCAGUUGAAAAACAAGCGCCUGCUGUGGAUAACAGGGAAUCACUUGAGCUGAGCUACAGAGUCCAGACAGAAAGAAGUCCACUCUAUAGUCACAAACCCAACCUAGAUUCAUCCCACACCUACAAAAUCACAGCACAACCCUGUUACAACCAGUUCAACACUGUACGACCAAACAGCAAGAUGAGGGAUGCGGAGGAGCUUACUGAGGACAGGAAACUGCAAGCAGUAAUUGAGCAGGUUAUGGUGGAUCAGCUGUCGAGGGCUGUCAUUAGCGAUCCGGAACAGAAUGCUGUGUCUGUCAGUCCCACGAGUGUCCCACCACGCUACAGGAGAACUCUUCACCACACUAAAGUAAAAACUCCAAUGUCUUUAACGGAGAACGUCUUAUCCAACAAGCUCUGCUUUCAAGCCAGGAUUUUAUCAAGGUGUGGACGUGAGGCGUGUCGAAAACUGAUUGGCUUCUUUUUCACAUGUGACCAAACACUGACCGUCUACGAGUACAGAAAUUUUGGUAAAAACAGAUGGAACGCACUGCCCUUUAUCACGCGUGGUGUGUAUUGGAACAGAGGGAGGCCGUACCGCCUGCAGGAUAUCUCACAGGGUGCCGAGCUUCGUUUCUGUACAGACGGCCCACACCUCCCCCAAAGUCUGAGACAGCAACUGUGCCUGACCCUCAGAGUUACUGAUGUGGAUGACACAGUCAAGGGAGCUCUGCUAACUCAGUCUGGGGAAACUCUACAUCAUCUCUCUGAAGAGGAAAUCAACGACCGAAACACUCUAAAGGAAAUACAAGGUGCAGUGCGUGACAGGCUGAAGGGUCAUGCGGUCCGAACCCUGAUUAUUCUAGGAAGAGAUCUGCAGAACUUACAUCUAAAGUCUGAUGGUAUUCAGCUAAAAGAGCUGCUCGGACGAUCUCUGAUGGAGCAGCUGUGCCUCACUCAGCAGGACUUCGAGGCGGUGUGGAGGAUUGUGAGUCGGCGUGCGGAGGGGCGGAUGCACCCCGCUGAUGUGAUGCGUGCCGUUACCGGGGAGAUGAGCGAGAACAGAAAAGCCAUCUUCCUGAAGGUUUAUGUAAAGCUCGACCCAAAUAAAACCGGCUUCAUCAUUCUCAGUGAUAUUGAAAAAUUCUACAGAGGCAAAAGAGAGUCUGACGCAGCACUCGAAGCUGAUCCAAACCCUGACUUCCUGGCCUUCGUACGGGAAGCAGGAAAGGUCACCAAGACUGUGUCCUAUGCUGAGUUUGAGGACUAUUAUGAGGGUCUGAGUCUUGAAAUCCCUGAUGACGAAGAAUACAUCAACAAUUUAAGAGCUAUGUGGAGUAUCUGAAGGCAUCUGUCUUUUUUAUAGAAGGACACUUUCUUGAUAUGAGUGAAAUCCUGUCACUAUAUGUUAUUCUUCAUAUUCAAAUGAUAUUAUUCAUAGUACGCAUUUUAUAGUUUUAUAUUGUAAAGCACAGCGUAGAGUACAAUUCCAAAAUUCAGAGUCAGAUUAAUACUUUUAUUCAGCAAGGAUGCAUUAAAUUGAUCAAAAAAUUACAGUAAAGACAUUUAUAAUAAUACAAAAUAUUUCUAUUAAAUGCUGUUCUUUUGAACAUUUUGUUCAUCCCGAUGAAA